GCGAAUUGUGCGAUUGCGCCGCCGGCUGAACACGCUCUCCGACCUCCAACUUUCGGUUGGCGAUCAGUUUUCCAGUCAAAAAGAGAAAGAAGAAAAUGCAAGCUAUCAGACGACGAGUUUUCAAGUCACUCUUCGCCGCGUCUUCUUCUUGCUCCAGUUAUUCUCUUGGUGCCUUCAGAACUCUUCACAUAGCGUCACAACACUCUGCGGGCACGCCGGAUAGACUCUUUCCACUCAGGUUCCUCAUCACUCCUUGGUCGGCCGUUCAGAACCGAGGUGCCAAAGUUCUCGGUACUGAUGUCAGACCCGGGAAUGUCGUACAAAGAAAAGACCGUAUUUACCAGGUGCUGAAAGCACAACACACACAGCAUGGAAGAGGAGGAGCGACAAUACAGGUGGAGCUCCGUGAUGUUGAUAGUGGAAACAAAAUAACUGAAAGAUUUCGGACAGAUGAGGCUAUUGAAAGAGUUUUUGUUGAGGAGAAAUCUUUCACAUUUUUGUAUACUGAAGGUCACUCAGUUAUGUUAAUGGAGCCUAAAACAUUUGAGCAAAUUGAAGUAGACAAGGACUUGUUUGGAAAGGCUGCUGCAUAUCUUACAGAUGAUAUGAAAGUUUCCUUGCAAUUUUAUGAUGGAAAGCCGAUGUCUGCAUCAGUUCCAAGUCGCGUAACAUGUACUGUUGCUGAAGCACAAGAUCCUAUGAAAGGGAUAACAGCCACGCCUCAGUACAAAAAGGUUUUGCUGGACAAUGGGCUUACUGUACUGGUACCUGCUUUCAUUAGGUCUGGUGAUCAGAUAGUAAUCAACACUAUUGAAGACACAUAUAUAACCAGGGCUAAGGAGUAGUGACGUGAUGGAUAUGAUUGGGGACAAUUAAGAGUAUGACAAUAUUUGAUUCUCUUUUAGAUGAAGAAAGGGCUAAAACAGCCAUUUGCUCAGAGUACAUGUCCUUGUCUGGUGUCUGUUAGUGGUCCAUUUCCAACAUCCCAUGCAGAUAUAUUUCUUAUGGUAUGUGAGAGCCUCAUUUGUUUUGUAGUGAAGAGGUGGAAAAGACUUGCGGCAUAGUAUAAGGUGCAUGGUUAUCCAUAUUUCAUAAUUUUUCUGGUUGGGUAUCUUUACUUGUAACUUUUGAUAUGAAGCAGAAAGUUAAAUAAAACUGGCAUAUAAUUUUCCUUC
Telopea speciosissima is the source of this 1175-nucleotide messenger RNA. Its product is annotated as elongation factor P. Gene Ontology annotation, cellular component: cytoplasm. Gene Ontology annotation, biological process: peptide biosynthetic process; translational elongation. Gene Ontology annotation, molecular function: translation elongation factor activity. The record is from RefSeq and is a predicted model, not a curated record. Lineage: Eukaryota; Viridiplantae; Streptophyta; Magnoliopsida; Proteales; Proteaceae. The transcript is spliced from 11 exons. Bases 96 to 845 code for a protein of 249 amino acids.